Molecule: messenger RNA, 1184 nt
Organism: Lycium barbarum (goji berry)
Lineage: Eukaryota; Viridiplantae; Streptophyta; Magnoliopsida; Solanales; Solanaceae
Product: major strawberry allergen Fra a 1-B-like
Exons: 2
Coding region: 448-903 (151 amino acids)
Biological process (GO): defense response; abscisic acid-activated signaling pathway
Cellular component (GO): cytoplasm; nucleus
Molecular function (GO): signaling receptor activity; protein phosphatase inhibitor activity; abscisic acid binding
Source: RefSeq, a predicted model, not a curated record
CUUUUCUGCAUUUCUUCAAGAGGUUGUUUUCACGGCUUAAACCUUGGAAUCUUCUAACCACACAUCGACAACUUUUACUUUUGUACCAAAUCUUUCCUUCCUAUAAAAUCUUUUUCCGUGGUGUCCUGUAUCACAAAAAUAAAAACAAUAAAGUUUUGCAAUAUAUCUUGAGAUUAUAGUUGCCUAUUAAAUAUUUAGAUAAAAGCAGUUUGGAAGAUUUAGAAUCUGGUGCCGAUCAAAGGAUAAACUUGGUGGAUACCAAAUGUGAAGAUUCUUGCCAGAAAUGCUGGUAGCAUGCAAAACUUUUGAGCUAUUUUCUUUUCUUUUCCCAAUAAGAAUAAAAUAUGGUUUCUUAGACUAAUAUAAGCUUUUAUCUUGUGUCUCAUCUAUAUCUGGAUUGAACCAGAUAGAGAGAAAGAGAAAGAGUUGGUUAGAGAUAAGAGAGAGAUGAGAGGAAUGAAAGGUGAAAUUGUGCUCAACAUCCCUGCAGAAAAAGCAUGGGAAAUGUACAGGGAUAAUGAUAAAAUCAGCAGGGUAAAUCCACAAAUGCUUUCUAAGGCUGAAUAUAUUCAAGGAGAAGGAGAACCUGGCACUCUCAGGCGUCUCCAGCUUGGCCCGGCAUUGAGCAGCUAUGUCAAACAGUCAGUAGAAAAGAUAGAGAAAGUGGAAGAGGGGAGAUCAGUGACAUACCAAGUCACUGAUGGUGAUCUGAGGAAAAUGUACAAUCCAUACAGAGUUACCUUCUCAUUCAUCCCUGUAAGAGGCAGCAAUAAGCAAUGUGUAGCAGAAUGGAAAGCAGAGUAUGAGCCUAUUACACCUACAAUUCCUGCACCAGAACAAGCAAGAGAUGCUGCACUAUCAUUUCUCAAGUUAUUUGAAAAAACAGAAAUCCAUGCUCUAUAAAAUAAGGCAGGUAUUAUGUAUGUGAUGUAAGAAUAAAGAGGUCAUUAUGUUGCCUAAUGAACAGAGGCGAAUAUAGGAUUUGAAGUUCAAGAACUUGAGGUCAUUAUGUUACCUAAUGAACAAAGGCGAAUACAGAAUUUAAAGUUUAACAACUUGUUUGGAUGGUGGUAUCGUAUUGUUACAUUAAAUACAAUAUUUCGAUUGUUACUUACAUGUAGAGCCAUGCUCUGUAAAACAAAACAAGUAAUAUGUUUUGUAAGAAUAAAGAGGUGAUUCUGUUA